Messenger RNA from Solanum stenotomum, 472 nucleotides. RefSeq names its product sesquiterpene synthase 12-like. Gene Ontology annotation, molecular function: magnesium ion binding; terpene synthase activity. Lineage: Eukaryota; Viridiplantae; Streptophyta; Magnoliopsida; Solanales; Solanaceae. The record is from RefSeq and is a predicted model, not a curated record. The coding region runs from base 14 to 403 and encodes 129 amino acids. The transcript has 2 exons.
AUUACCGCCAUAUAUGAGACCAAUUUAUCAAGCUAUUCUGGAAAUCUUCGAUGAAAUGAAAGAAGAAUUGACCAAAGAAGGUAAAUCAGACCGCGUUUACUAUGGUAAAUUUGAGAUGAAAAAGUUGGCUAGGGCCCAUUUUAAAGAAGCGCAAUGGUUAAAUGCUGGCUAUAUUCCAAAUUGUGACGAGUAUAUAAAAAAUGCAAUUGUAAGCACUACCUUUAUGGUGCUUGGAACAACUUCUUUGAUUGGUAUGGAGGAAUUCAUGAUAACAAAAGACAUUUUUGAAUGGAUAAAAAAUGAGCCUUCGAUUCUUCGAGCUUCAUCAACUAUCUGCAGAUUAAUGGACGAUAUUAGUGAUCAUGAAGUAAGUACAAUAAAUGAUAUUAGUACAUUUUCUUAAGUCGUGAUCAUGUCUUGCAUCCCCCCUAGUAUUAUGACCACUUGCAUGUUUUUCUCGAAUUUCAUCAGU